UUUUCAAUGUAGACAGCCUCGCGUGCAGCUUUAGGCUGAUUCACUCCACCGGCCUCAUGCUAGCGCGCUAGUCACGCCUGUGUAUUUAGAGUUGGGCGGUAGGCCGCCUUUAAAGGGAAACUGAUCCCAAAUCUGAUGUUGUGGGAUAUUCCGUAUUUUAAACCAGUGGGUAAAGUAGAGGCGAUUUUGAAAAUGGAACUCGGUGAAGCGACAUGUUAGUGUGUGACGUAAACAAUCUGUGUUCUAAGCAAAUGACGUAACGUAAUGAAAUGAAACUGCCUGCUAACUAAUGCUAGUGAACUUAGCCGGGGCAACUUCUGAAAAAUAAAAAGGGGCAAAUCUUUCUUUGCCACCGCGUAAGAAACCAAAGAUGGCUGCCGAAUGGACUGAGACCUGUUGGGUGUCGUAGAGAAGGGACUGUGUCUUUUUGAUAUGUGUAUACUUUUAUGAGUUGAUUUUAUGCGGAAAUACAAUUUCAAAGCAGCGGAGUAUCGAGGAAAUGGAAAGAAGACUAGAAGAAAAGCUUCGAAUUAGUCAGAAAGAAAGACUUUCAAGUGGCAGUCCGAGCCGUUCUCCAAUGAGGACAGCGAUCGUAAUCCAGGACGACUCCCUCCCCGCGGCACCCCCACCUCAGAUUCGUAUUUUAAAGCGACCCUCCAGUAAUGGAUCUUUAGGAUCGUCUGUGACGCAGACUCGACCCUCCCCACAAGUAAAGUCCUUAGCUCAGCGAGAGGCAGAAUACGCAGAGGCCAGGAAGAGAAUCCUUGGCAGUGCUACUCCUGAUGACACACCACAGGAGAGACCCAAUUCAGACCGAUCCCCACGUGGAAGCAGCCAUACACUUUCAGAGGAAAACAGAACAGGAAACCAUGUGGUUCGACAGCCAGCAGGUCCAGAUGGUACACAAGGUUUCCACCACCAGCGCAGAUAGGAAUAGCCGCCUUUCCUGGGAGAACGGGAGAGGUGAUAGUGCGUCUCCCAGAACACUGUUGAAAUUCAGAUCAUUUUUAUCAAUAUUUAGGAUGUGGGAUAUUUUUCAAAUAAGUAUAAUACCCUUUUGAAUCCAGCACGGCAUGUGUGGAAUAUAACAGGGGAAAGAGACAUGAUCUCGAGGAGCGGAUGGGGAACGUUCCUCGCUUUUACACUGUGAUGAGGACCUCGCUUCCGGACACUGCUCACUGUGAUGUCCAGCCCCCAGCCCUCAAAAUCAAAAUAGAGAGAAAAGAAACCAAACUGCAGAACUAUUGUCCCUUCCUCACGUAACUCAGCCGUCACUGGCAGCCAGCCUGUCCCGUCAAGCCCUCUGAAGAGACAUUUGAAACAGAAGAUAACUAGCGCUGGACGUGCUAGAACCGAUAAAAGGAUGGUAUGAGGCACCAGCUUCCUUCAGCAAUAAUUCUAGAAAUAUCACUAAUUAUUCAGAGCUCCCUUCCACACUUUUCUCUAAAGCCUUUGUAUUGCUUGUAUUUGUCUUUUGUUUUAAUUUUGGUUGUUACUGGCUCAGUCUGCUAAUCGCCAUAUGUUUUUAAAUGGGAAAGAAGCAGUGAGGGUAUGUUUGUGGAAACUCAAGCUGACUUUAAGUUCUUUAUUGUUUACGGUUAUCGCUCGCUCUCUUUUUUCUUAAUGUUGUUUUACUCAUAGUUCUUCCUCUGACUGUCCUGACUUCAACAUAAAGUAAAAAGAAUAAAAACAAGAACUAGUAGAGAAUUAAA
Molecule: messenger RNA, 1712 nt
Organism: Carassius gibelio (silver crucian carp)
Lineage: Eukaryota; Metazoa; Chordata; Actinopteri; Cypriniformes; Cyprinidae
Gene: szrd1
Product: SUZ RNA binding domain containing 1
Exons: 4
Coding region: 500-931 (143 amino acids)
Source: RefSeq, a predicted model, not a curated record